Molecule: messenger RNA, 4698 nt
Organism: Loa loa (African eye worm)
Lineage: Eukaryota; Metazoa; Nematoda; Chromadorea; Rhabditida; Onchocercidae
Product: multi drug resistance-associated protein
Exons: 33
Coding region: 1-4698 (1565 amino acids)
Biological process (GO): transmembrane transport
Cellular component (GO): membrane
Molecular function (GO): ATP hydrolysis activity; ATP binding; ABC-type transporter activity
Source: RefSeq, a predicted model, not a curated record
AUGGAUUACCUUGGUCGUAUUUUAUGUGAUACGGAUGAAAUACAAGUGUUCGAUUAUUCAUUGAAUAGCACUGUGCCACACACUACGAAUUGUGCUCAAUCAUCAAUCCUUGUUCUUAUCCCGUUAAUAUUUUUGGUUACAUUUAGUCCACUUGUUCUGUAUGACCUCAAGAAAAGUCGACAUCCUCCGUUAGAACUUUAUUCGCCAACAGUUGCUCGAAUAGUCCUCUGUUUCUUGUUAGUAUUGAACCGUUCAAUUGCAACAGCAGUCAAUCUCAUAACAUGGUUCCGGACACCGUCAGUGUAUCAACCGUACAGUAUCAUGUCAUGUUGCUGGCAGACAGCAACCUAUUGCAUAUGUUUGCUGUUACUGAUUGCUUAUCGUAAUCGUGGCUUAGUAACUUCUGGCGUUUUGUUCAACUUUUGGCUUCUUACUGCAAUUUGUGCAUUUCCGGAACUUAGACGUCGGGCUGCAUAUGCCGAAGACGUGACCGAAAUUCAGAAUGGAAAUGAAGUCUCAGUGAACUAUGUGUUGUACAUAAUUUACUACGCGUUCAUACUGUUCGAAGUAUUAUUGUCAUGCUUUGCUGAUAAACCAAAAUAUUGGAUGAAAGAUGAGAAGCUUUGCCCAGAAGAUAAUUGUUCCUACUUGAAUAAAAUAACAUUCAACUGGUUUCACAGCUUGGCAGCACUUGGUUUUCGCAGACCGUUAGAAGUUAAUGAUUUAUGGCGAUUGCGACUGCAUGAAGAAAGUGGAAAUUUGAUGAAAAAGUUUGAGCGUCAUUGGAUACCAGCAGUUAAUGCGUACUAUGAAAAGAAGCAGGCAUCAGGACAAUCUACUUCACUUAAGAAACUUGGUCCGAAGGCACAACCAUCAUUACUGUGGGCGCUCGCGAAAACAUAUCGCUGGACCAUUUUGGCUGGAGCUACGAUGAAAUUUGUAUUUGACGUAUUAAAUUUCGUUAGCCCACAACUUCUCAGUGCGUUAAUCUCAUAUAUCGAAGACAUGAAACGACCACUUUGGAUGGGUAUUGCUAUAUCAUUUGCCAUGUUUUUGGUUGCGCUUGUCCAGUCAGUGAUUCUGCAUCAAUAUUUUCACAAAAUGUUCAUGUUGGGUAUGAAUGUGCGUUCUGUGCUGACAAACGCUGUGUAUGUCAAAGCAUUAAUGUUAUCCAACACAGCUCGAAAAAACCGCACUGUUGGUGAGAUCGUAAAUUUGAUGUCUGUGGAUGUCCAGCGUUUUCAAGACAUCGCCAGUUUUAUUAUGCUUUUUUGGUCUGCUCCAUUUCAGAUAUUGCUGGCAGUUUACUUUCUUUGGCGAUUGCUUGGAAUAGCAGUUAUUGCUGGUCUCACCGUACUUUUCGCUACAAUUCCUUUAACUUCAUAUAUUUCUCUAAGAAUGAAAACCUGUCAGGGGAGACAAAUGAAAUUGCGGGAUGAACGUUUGAAGUUGAUGUCAGAAAUUUUAAAUGGGAUUCGAAUAAUCAAAUUCUAUGCUUGGGAGAAAAGCAUGCAAAAAUUGGUUUUGGAAAUUCGCGAGAAAGAGAUUGCUGUGUUACGCGAAAUUGCACUUUAUAAUGCUGCAAUAUCGUUGACUUGGUCAUGUGCGCCAUUUCUCGUUGCCAUCGUCACUUUUGGCUUGUAUGUGAAAAUUGACCCACAACACAACCAACUUACACCUCAGGUUACAUUCGUUGGCCUUUCACUUUUCAAUUUGAUACGUUUUCCAAUGACGAUCUUUCCGUUAAUAUUUAGUCAAGGAACACAAUGCUCGGUUAGCAAUGCCAGGCUGAAAUCAUUUCUAUCCGAUGAUGAAAUGCGUCUUUCUACAAAAGAUCGAUUUUCUUCAAACGAUUAUGCUUUGUCGAUACAGAACUGUAAUUUUUCUUGGGACAAUAAUACAGUGAUACUGAAUGAUAUCAGUUUAAAAAUCAAAAAAGGCGAGCUUGUUGCUAUUGUUGGGAAAGUGGGGAGUGGGAAAAGUAGCUUGCUUUCUGCUAUUCUAGGCGAAAUGGAUAAAUUGAGCGGUAGUAUGGAUGUUGUUGGAUCAAUUGCUUAUGCUCCACAGCAGCCAUGGAUCCAGAAUUUGUCGUUGAUGGAUAAUAUUUUGUUUGGUACACCUUUUGAUCGCCAACGUUAUGAAACAGUGCUUGACUCAUGUGCAUUAAAACCAGAUCUUGCAACAUUACCAGCCGGUGAUCAGACUGAAAUUGGUGAAAAGGGCAUUAAUCUGAGUGGCGGUCAAAAACACCGCGUAAGUCUGGCACGUGCUGUAUACGCUAAUUCAGAUAUCGUUCUCCUGGACGAUCCACUAUCAGCUGUUGAUGCCCACGUUGGGCGGCACACAUUCACGCGUGUCAUUUCAUCUCAAACUGGCUUAUUAGCCAAGAAAACGCGGAUUUUGGUAACACACGGACUACAUUACCUGAAGUAUUGUGAUCGAAUUGUCGUCAUGAAUGAUGGUAAAAUUACGGAAGUGGGCACAUUUCAAGAAUUGGUUCAAGCGCAAAAACAUUUCGCAGAAUUUCUAGAGGAAUUCCUUAUGAACAAAGUAAAACAGUGCAUGCAGUCCCAAGAUGAAAGAGAUUCAGAAGAAAUGGAAGAACUGUUGAAUGAUUUGCAAGUUUUGAAUCCAGAGCAACGCAAACGUUUGGAAAGUUUGAGCGUGACAAAGCAGCGCGCAGAUAGCACUUCAACAACUGCAUCACCUGUUGAACAAAGAUCUUCGCAAGACAACAUACCAGUUGGGCAACAGGACAGUACUAUCGAACAGGAUGUUACAGCGAAAAGGAUCAGUAGUAAUUCAAUAAAAAACGGAAGUGGUGGAAAGGCAGAUGGUAUUGCAUUGUCUGCACAAAUGGCUGGUAAACCGGCUAUAUCAAGCAAUGAUGAACAGUCCAAAUUAAUUGAAAAGGAAGGCGUUGAAGUUGGAAAGGUGAAAUUUGCAGUGUACCUUUUGUAUCUUCAUGCUAUUGGUUAUGGCAUAACAGCAAUCUUUAUUGCUAUUUAUGUUCUUUCAUCUGUUCUCGGUGUUUCAUCCAAUUUAUGGUUAGCCAAUUGGUCUGAUCAUGCCAAGAAAGCAAACGUCACAAAUGUGGGUGAAGAUGAGACGAACUGGCGCUUAGGAAUUUACGCAAUACUCGGCUUGGGACAGGCCACAAUGGUAUGUAUUGGUUCAAUUACAAUGGCAUAUGGAAUGGUUUUUGCAAGUCGAAAAUUACACGAAGGAAUACUGCAAAAUAUUUUACAUUUACCAAUGGCAUUUUUCGAUAUGACACCGCUCGGACGUAUCGUUAACCGUUUUGGGAAGGAUAUAGAAAUAGUGGAUGCUUUAUUGCCGCAUACAUCUCAUUCAUUCAUAUCAACAGUACUUGUUGUUUUAAUGACAAUGGCUGUAAUUGUAUACGCAACACCGAUGUAUUCAAUCGUCAUACCCUUUCUUGCUGCUAUUUAUUUCCUUGUUCUGCGUUUUUAUAUUUCGACAUCACGGCAACUAAAACGUUUGGAAUCCGCCGCUCGAUCUCCUAUUUAUUCACAUUUUCAAGAAUCAAUCCAAGGAUCUGCCUCAAUCAGAGCAUAUCGAUGUAUGGAUCGUUUUAUCCAUGAAUCUCAGGAUCGUCUUGAUAAGAAUAUUGUUAUACAAUAUCAUUCAUUAGUCGCUAACAGGUGGUUAGCAGUACGCUUAGAACUUGUCGGUAAUCUUAUUGUGUUCUGCUCGGCUUUAUUUGCGGUAUUCUAUAGAGAAAGUGGUUCGGUAACGGCUGGUUUAGUUGGAUUAUCUGUUGCAUACGCUCUUAAUAUAACACAGACUUUAAAUUGGGCCGUACGUAUGGCUAGUGAAUUGGAAACCAAUGUUGUUGCUGUUGAGCGUCUCAGGGAAUACACUGAUUUACCUAUUGAGGGUUCAGCGAAUAAAAAUUUAAUGUACACACCACCACAAGACUGGCCAGAUAAAGGAGAAAUUAUUUUCGAGAAGUUGAAGAUACAAUAUCGUGAUAAUUUGGAAUUUGUUUUGAAAGGAAUCAGUGCAACAAUUCAUCCAGCUGAAAAAGUUGGAAUUGUUGGCAGAACUGGUGCAGGUAAGACUUCUCUCACACUUGCUUUGUUUCGCAUUAUUGAGGCAGAAUCAGGUCGAAUAUUAAUCGAUGGUGUGGAUAUCUCGAAAAUAUCGCUGGAUAAUCUUCGCCCAAAAUUAACAAUUGUUCCACAGGAUCCUGUUGUGUUUUCUGGAUCGUUACGCAUGAAUUUGGAUCCAUUCGGUCAUUUUGAUGAUGCCUUAUUAUGGAAUGCACUUCGAACAGCUCAUCUGGAUUCACUCGUGCAUUCGUUCCCCAACAAACUGGAACAUAAAUUAAGUGAAGGUGGUGAAAAUAUUAGUGUUGGACAGAGACAGCUGGUUUGUUUGGCUCGAGCAGUACUGCGAAAGAGUAAAAUUUUGAUUUUGGAUGAAGCAGCAGCAUCUGUUGAUAUGGAAACAGAUGCGCUCAUUCAGAAAACGAUUCGUGAACAAUUCUCACAUUGUACUGUGCUUACAAUUGCACACCGCUUACAUACGGUCAUGAAUAGUGAUAGGGUUUUGGUACUUGAAAAUGGUUGUAUUCGUGAAUUCGAUACACCAAGAAAAUUACUGGAUGAUCCGAAUUCACUAUUUCGUGCAAUGAUAAGAGAAUCUGAUUUGUUGUCCACCAAAGAACAUUAA